Molecule: messenger RNA, 1213 nt
Organism: Stereum hirsutum FP-91666 SS1
Lineage: Eukaryota; Fungi; Basidiomycota; Agaricomycetes; Russulales; Stereaceae
Product: S-adenosyl-L-methionine-dependent methyltransferase
Exons: 7
Coding region: 123-830 (235 amino acids)
Molecular function (GO): S-adenosylmethionine-dependent methyltransferase activity
Source: RefSeq, a predicted model, not a curated record
GCCUGCGCGGUCCCGGGUCUCGACUACGGAAUCCGUUACUGCGUCGUUGCUCCACUUUUUCUCGCCUUUUCUACUACUCUUCAACUUCAACAACAGCCACGACCAGAACGGCCCACUAGAGCAUGGAUUUGACUUCGUUCGGGCGACUAUUCGCUGGGAUGGCAAAUGACGGCGUUAAAGGUGUCAGACGAGUGAUCUCUGACAUCCAAAACUCAGGCUGGGAGGAAGCAUGGACGCGGGACCUCCCUCAGUAUGACCCCGCAGAGGUACAGCCUCCGCUACGUGACCUCAUUGUCUCUGGUGUCCUCGAUUUGCCAAGAAAUAGAGGAAAAGCAUUAGUGCCAGGAUGUGGGAGGGGCUACGACGCAAUACAUAUAGCCAGCAGUCUUGGCCUGGAUACGCUAGGAAUCGACAUUGCCUCCACCAUCAUUCUUGCUGCCAAUGACCUUCUCUAUUCAGCACCAGCUAUUCGCGAGCCUGGCAAAGUCAAUUUUCAAACACAAGACUUCUUCACCAUGACUGUAGGGGACAAGGAGCGUUUCGACCUUAUAUACGACUACACGUUCUUCACGUACAUUAACCCCUCGCGAAGAUUAGAGUGGGGCCGCCAAAUCACUGCAUUAACAAAACCUGGAGCGUUCUUGAUCACCCUCAUGUAUCCAUUAGGUCUAUCACCAGACGAGCCAGGUCCCCCAUACUACGUGACACCUGAGCAUUAUAACGAGCCGCUUGAAGGCUGGACGAGGAUUAUGGACCAGGUUCCGAGAGUUUCCUCACAUGGUCAUCUAGGGAGGGAGAGGAUUGUAGUAUGGCGAAAAAACACGGGCUGAUACUCAUUUCACAUUGUUCUAUCGGGCACGGACGAUCUUUCAUAUAUACUACCCGAACAUAAUUUAGCGACGUCGAUAGACAUAUGGAUUGCGACGUGGGCCAUUGUCGGGCUUUGGCCUCUCCAUAUGCAUCUUCGGGGAGAUUUAUCUGGUAUUGGGUUGAUCAUGUACGAUAUACCCUUUUGCUUCAUUCACGGCAUCAUUUGUACAUACAGCUUUGCCGCUGCACAUACUUGGGCUUUGGCUUGUGUUCCUCUUCGUAUUUUAUUUGUGUCCACACAUAUUGUAGCACGGUGCCAAAAUCUACUACAUAUUGCUUCUUGACUUCCUUAACACGACUUUAUCUGGUUGGGCAAUGUAUGGUUCCUCGGGCCAAGGCAAAC